This is a messenger RNA of Clupea harengus (Atlantic herring), 2545 nucleotides long. RefSeq names its product cytochrome P450 2J4-like. The record is from RefSeq and is a predicted model, not a curated record. Gene Ontology annotation, molecular function: oxidoreductase activity, acting on paired donors, with incorporation or reduction of molecular oxygen, reduced flavin or flavoprotein as one donor, and incorporation of one atom of oxygen; heme binding; iron ion binding. Gene Ontology annotation, cellular component: intracellular membrane-bounded organelle; cytoplasm. Gene Ontology annotation, biological process: xenobiotic metabolic process. NCBI's taxonomy places the organism in Eukaryota, Metazoa, Chordata, Actinopteri, Clupeiformes, Clupeidae.
UCCUGACCUCCCUGGGGCCCUAAGCAAAAUUCUGCUAAGGGGCCAACCUGACCUGUGAGCCAGGUAAACAACUUGCUGUUGCCACACAGUCACACCUGACAACCCAGGGCUCUCGCUACAAUCCUCCCACCUUUAAAACUCCCUCCUCGCUCCUUCUGUCCGUCUAAGAGCACAAAGUCACAGAACACAGCCCUGGACGUGGCUGGCAAUCAAACAAGACACAGACAGACCAAGAGAUGUACUGCCCAGUUAGGUUAGCAGGUGGGGAAAAAGAUAAAACUAAUUAGGAAUCAAAGUAACACGGAGAUGUUCAUGUCCGGUUGCUCUCUGUUGCUUAAGAACCUCAGUGUUGACCACGAGGGUCCACAAAACAGGAAGUUUGCCUUACCCAGACGCAAUAGUCAACUGCUUGACUGCAGAGCCAGAUUAAACACGGAGUUGUCAGCUUUGCGAAAUGACGGUGAUCUUCCAUAUUUUGGAACUGUUAGACAUCAAAAGCUUUUUGCUUUUUGCCUUCAUUUUCCUUCUGAUAUUUGACUACAUCAAAUCCAAACCACCAAAGAAUUUUCCUCCUGGACCGUGGUCAUUGCCUUUUAUAGGCGAUUUGCAUCACAUUGACUUCACCGAAAUCCAUCUACAGUUUGUCAAGUUUGCUGAAAAAUAUGGGCAAAUUUUCAGUAUUCGAUUUUUUGGACCAAGGAUUGUUCUUCUCAACGGACUCAAGCUAGUGAGAGAAGCAUAUGUCCACCAAGGAGAAAACUUUGCUGAUCGUCCUUCCUUACCUCUAUUUGCUGAUAUUGUGGGAGACAAAGGAAUUAUUUUGUCUAAUGGAUAUGCUUGGAAACAUCAGAGAAGGUUUGCUCUUCACACCCUGAGGAAUUUUGGGUUGGGCAAAAGAAGCCUUGAGCCCUUCAUCCUUCAAGAGUGCAGAUAUCUAAACGAAGCAUUAGUUAAUGAGCAAGGUAAACCAUUCAAUCCAAUGUGGCUAGUUAACAAUGCUGUGUCCAACAUCAUCUGUGUGCUGGUGUUUGGGGAGCGCUUUGAGUACUCCAACAAUGACUUCCAGGCUCUCCUGAAGGACAUCAAUGAGGUCAUCUUUCUAGAAGGAUCAGCAUGGGCUCAGUUGUACAACAUAUUCCCGUGGUUAAUGCGCAGAGUCCCUGGCCCACACCAGAAAAUAUUUGCUCUUUGGGAAAAACAGAUUACCUUUGUAAAGAAAAAAAUUGAAGACCAUCGAGUAGACUAUGAUCCUUCAAACCUUCGGGACUACAUCGAUUGUUUCAUUGGAGAAAUGGAAAAGUACAAGGAUGAUGAAGCAUCAGGCUUCAAUGUGGAAAACUUGAGCUUCUGCACUCUGGACCUGUUUUUAGCAGGAACUGAGACCACAUAUACUACCCUGUACUGGGGGCUGCUCUACAUGAUCAAAUAUCCUGAGAUACAGCGAAAGGUGCAAGAGGAGAUUGACCGUGUGGUUGGAUCCUCACGCCCGCCCUCCUUAACUGACAGGGAGAACAUGCCUUACACUGAUGCUGUUAUCCAUGAGACCCAGAGAAUCGGAAACAUUCUUCCCUUGAAUGUGGGCAGAAGUGCCACCAAAGACACCCAAGUCGGCGGUUACAUCAUUCCCAAGGGCACAAUGGUGUUGGCCAGCCUGACCUCUGUUUUGUUCGAUGAGACGGAAUGGGAGACCCCUCACACCUUCAACCCGGAACACUUCCUGGAUACAGAGGGGAAGUUCAGGAGGAGGGAGGGCUUCCUGCCUUUCUCUAUUGGGAAGAGAGUGUGCUUGGGAGAGCAGAUGGCCAGAAUGGAGCUGUUCCUGUUCUUCACCUCACUGCUCCAGCGGUUCUCCUUCUCAGCACCACAGGGAGUAGAACCCAAAUUGGAGUGCAGACUCGGAGCCACUCACAGCCCCCAACCCUAUCAACUCUGUGCUGUUCCUCGCUGAGACGCUUAGCUGAGCACUUUCUUUAUACUGCUGUGCUGCUUUCCGAUACACACACAUAUUUUUAUGAAUCGAGUAUGUUCAAUUUUACAUAACAUUUUACAUCAUAUUAUUAAUAAUGCCAAUGUUGGUAGUGAAUUGACGUUCAAAUCAAAUUUGUAUACUUUAAAUGUAUGAGGUAAGCAGUGUUCAGUCUUAAUUGUUCUUCAGCUCCACAUGCUGUGAGACAAUCAACCCUUUCAACUCUGUGCUGAUCCUGAGAUGCAUAUAACUUUCUUUAUAUGCUGUGCUGCUCUUUAAAUCUGAACUGUAUUUUUUUUUUAUCCAGAUUGUAAUAUUUAGUAUAGGUAUUGCUAUGUAUGUAAUACACAGCGAAACAAGUGACACAAUCAGGCAUAACCUUAAAGUGUUCUACUGUAUACAUACUUGAAGUGGGGAUUCACACAACAACCAUUUCUUUCUUGUAUAUAUUACAGGAUUUACAAGGGUUUUGUAGUGCAUUUAUACAGUAUGGGACAGUAUAAGACCAAGCUUAGUGGCUACCUCAAUGGGUGCUCAGACAAUGGCAGUUCAUCUUAAUACAUAAACUGUAUGCAAUAA